Molecule: messenger RNA, 2060 nt
Organism: Urocitellus parryii (Arctic ground squirrel)
Lineage: Eukaryota; Metazoa; Chordata; Mammalia; Rodentia; Sciuridae
Gene: Efhc1
Product: EF-hand domain containing 1
Biological process (GO): mitotic cytokinesis; mitotic spindle organization; cilium-dependent cell motility
Cellular component (GO): mitotic spindle; axoneme
Molecular function (GO): alpha-tubulin binding
Source: RefSeq, a predicted model, not a curated record
GGACGCUGCUUGUCGCCGGGGCAACCGGGAACGACAAAGCUUGACCCAGCUGGCCGCGGCCACACUGGCAGCGAUGGUGUCUAACCCUGUGCAUGGCCUGCCCUUUCUCCCGGGCACGUCCUUUAAGGACCCCACGAAAACAGCUUUCCAUAGAAGCCAGACGUUGGGCUACAGGAACGGCUAUGCAGUUGUUCGACGUCCAACAGUUGGGAUAGGUGGGGAGCGGUUACAGGUCAACCAGCUGUCUCCAGCAGAGCUGGAUGAGUUGGCCAAUAAAGCACCAGUUCUAACUUAUGGCCAACCUAAGCAGGCCCCACCUGCAGAAUUCAUUCCAGCACAUGUAGCUUUUGACAAAAAGGUGCUGAAAUUUGAUGCCUAUUUCCAGGAAGAUGUUCCUAUAUCAAGCGAGGAACAUUAUAGAAUCCGUCAAGUGAAAAUUUACUACUAUCUAGAAGAUGAUAGUAUAUCUGUAAUGGAGCCUGUUGUUGAAAACUCUGGCAUCCCUCAAGGCAAGCUAAUCAAACGCCAGCGAAUAGCCAAGAAUGAUGUAGGAGACCAUUAUCAUUGGAAAGACCUAAAUCGAGGAAUAGAUAUAACCAUGUAUGGCAAAACUUUCCGCAUUGUUGACUGUGACCAUUUCACACAGGUUUAUUUGGAAAGUCAAGGAAUUGAAUUAAAUCCACCAGAAAAAAUGGCUCUUGAUCCUUACACUGAACUCCGGAAACAGCCUCCUCGUAAGUACGUCACCCCAUCGGACUUUGAUCAACUUAAGCAGUUUCUCACCUUUGAUAAACAGGUUCUUCGAUUCUAUGCAAUCUGGGAUGAUACAGACAGUAUGUUUGGUGAAUGUCGGACCUAUAUCAUUCAUUACUAUCUAAUGGAUGAUACAGUGGAGAUUCGAGAGGUCCAUGAACGGAAUGAUGGGAGAGAUCCUUUCCCACUCCUGAUGAACCGUCAGCGUAUGCCCAAGGUUUUGACAGAGAAUGCAAAGAACUUCCCUCAGUGUGUGCUGGAAAUCUCUGAUCAAGAGGUGUUGGAAUGGUACACUGCCAAAGACUUUAUUGUUGGGAAACCACUUACUAUCCUUGGGAGAAAUUUUUUCAUUUAUGAUUGUGAUCCAUUUACUCGACAGUUCUACAAAGAGAAGUUUGGAAUCUCUGAUUUACCACGCAUUGAUGUGAGCAAGCAGGAACCACCUCCUGUAAAACAGGAAUUACCUCCUUACAAUGGUUAUGGAUUAAUUGAAGAUUCUGCUCAGAAUUGCUUUGCUCUUAUUCCAAAAGCUCCAAGAAAAGAUGUUAUUAAAAUGCUGAUGAAUGACAACAAGGUGCUUCGUUAUUUGGCUGCACUGGAAUCCCCUAUCCCAGAAGACAAAGACCGCCGAUUUAUCUUCUCUUAUUUUCUAGCCACUGAUAUGAUCAGUAUCUUUGAGCCUCCUGUUAGAAAUUCUGGUAUCAUUGGGGGCAAGUACCUUGGGAAGACUAGAGUUAUUAAACCAUUCUCUGAGGCAGAAAACCCCAUCUACUAUGGYCCUAGUGACUUCUUCAUUGGUGCUGUCAUUGAUGUGUUUGGCCACCGAUUCAUCAUCCUUGAUAUAGAUGAGUAUGUUCUAAAAUACAUGGAGAGCAAUGCUGCCCAGUAUUCACCAGAAGCACUCUCAUCAAUUCAGAACCAUGUCCGAAAGCAAGAAAUUCCUGCACCAGAACUGGAAAACAAGCAAGCUAAAGAGGAGCCAGGCAAGCAGGAACUGGAAGCCUUAAUUGACACAGUCCAGAAGCAACUGAAAGAUUAUUCAUGCAAAGAUAAYAUACAUGAAGCAUUUCAAGCUCAUGACAAGGAAGCAUUAGGAUAUGUGGACAGAGAGAUGUUCUUUAAAAUCUGUGAAUCCUUUAACAUCCCAAUUGAUGACUCCUUGGUUAAGGAGUUAAUCAGGAUGUGCUCUCAUGGAGAAGACAGAAUUGACUAUUAUAACUUUGUUCGUGCUUUCUCAAACUGAUAUGGCUGAUGAGAUAAUACAAUAUAAUUUUUUUAUGUUGGAUCCACAAUUGGAAAUAUAUCUU